Molecule: messenger RNA, 2413 nt
Organism: Manihot esculenta (cassava)
Lineage: Eukaryota; Viridiplantae; Streptophyta; Magnoliopsida; Malpighiales; Euphorbiaceae
Product: pentatricopeptide repeat-containing protein At2g22410, mitochondrial
Exons: 1
Coding region: 235-2331 (698 amino acids)
Biological process (GO): RNA modification
Molecular function (GO): protein binding; RNA binding
Source: RefSeq, a predicted model, not a curated record
AAAUCAAGAAGGGUUAGCGGGUUACAGUUGAUUCCUCCUUAAGCAGCUUAGCAUUAGCAUAUGGCUAAACAACAUGUUAACAAAUCAAACUGGGUCUUCGAACAUUUAAUCUAUCCUUAAACAAUGAAGGUCUCGAUAUCCGAACCAUUUAACCUAUCGUUAAACUUCUGUUCAUAGUUUCAUGCCUGAGAUUCGAUUGCACUCAUACCCUUAUGCAGUUAUUUACAGAAAUCUAUGAUACGAUAUCGAUGUUACAGAAAUCUAUUCUCUCCAAACAUCCCUUUUCCUCUGUUGAUAUCUUCUUUCCGUCUCUCUAUCAAUCCCCAAAUCCUCUUUUAUCCUUUCAACCCAUUCUCAUCAACCUCCACCACCACAACAAUCAAAUGGAAUUCGAUCACCAAUGUGAUCAUCACUCACCCCACUCUUUUAAUCCUGGAGUCCUGCACUUCCAUGACCCAGUUGACGCAAAUCCAAGCCCACAUGACCGUAACUGGUCUCAUUACUCACACAUUCCCUGUCAGCCGUGUCUUAGCUUUUUGCGCUCUCGCUGAUACUGGUGAUUUGAAACAUGCCUAUUUGCUAUUUACCCAUCUGGAAAACCCUAAUACUUAUAUGUGGAAUACUAUGAUUAGAGGGUACUCCAAAGCUAAGAUGCCGGCUGUAGCGCUCUCCUUCUUUUGUCAAAUGGUUCGAGAGCGGAUUGAAAUGGAUACUAGAAGCUUUGUUUUUGGAUUGAAAGCAUGUGAGCGGUUUUCAAGAAUUUUAGAGGGGAAAUCGAUUCACUCUGCAAUUUGGAAGAUGGGUUUUGUAUCUGCCUUGCUGGUUCAAAAUGGAUUGAUACAUUUCUAUAGCGUCCAUGGGUAUUUGAUUUUAGCUCGUAAAGUGUUUGAUGAAGUUUAUUUGAGGGAUGUUGUUUCUUGGACCUCGAUGAUUGAUGGUUAUUCUGCGCAUAAUUGUUACAACGAAGCUUUCAAGCUUUUUGAUUCCAUGUUGUUGAGUGAUGUUGAGCCAAACGAAGUUACUGUGAUUUCGGUUCUUUCAUCUUGCUCUCGUAAAGGGGACGUGAGCGUUGGGAAGAGUAUCCAUGAAUAUGUAAAAAGGAAGAAUUUGAAUCACAGCUUGAAUUUGAUGAAUGCAAUUUUAGAUAUGUAUGUGAAAUGUAAUUGCUUGGCUGCAGCAAGAGAGACUUUUGACAACAUGAGAAUUAAAGACGUGUACUCCUGGACUAGCAUGGUUAACGGGUAUGCUAAAAACGGUGAACUAGAAUUGGCAAGGAAGUUGUUUAAUGAGAUGCCUGAGAGGAACGUGGUUUCCUGGAAUGCCAUGAUUGCGGGUUAUUCUCAAAAUAACCAACCAAAGGAAGCUCUAGCAUUGUUUCAUGAUAUGGUGGACGCGGGCUUGUUGCCGAUGGAGAAUACUUUAGUGUGUGUGCUUUCUGCUUGUGGUCAGCUGGGGUAUUUGGACUUUGGUCGGUGGAUUCAUUUCUACAGUGUUGAGCAAAAACACACAGAAAAUAGUGUGAUUUUAGCAAAUGCGUUGAUAGACAUGUAUGCUAAAUGUGGAGCAAUAGAUGCUGCCGCAGAUGUUUUUAACUACAUUCCGGAGAGAGAUUUGGUUUCUUGGAAUUCCAUGAUUUCUGCGUAUGCUAGUCAUGGGCAUGCCGAGCAAGCUCUUGUCGUCUUUGAGCAAAUGAUAGAAGGAGGACACAAGCCAGAUGACAUUACAUUAGUGGGCGUCUUGUCAGCUUGCAGUCAUGGGGGACUAGUCGCCGAAGGCCGAGCAUAUUUUCAGCAAAUGGAAAGAAAUUAUGGUAUCGAGCCCAAGCGAGAACACUACGCUUGUAUGAUUGAUUUGCUUGGUCGAGUUGGCCUACUAGAAGAUGCUUAUGAGUUAAUAACUAAGAUGCCAAUGCAACCGAGUGAAGCUGCAUGGGGUGCUCUUCUCAAUGCUUGUAGGAUGUAUGGGAAUGUUGAACUUGCUAAGCUCUCAACUAAAGAACUUUUAGACUUGGAUCCUGAUGAUAGUGGUAUUUAUGUGUUGCUUGCGACUACUUGCGCUAAUGAUAGAAGAUGGGGCGAUGUUAAGAUGAUCAGAAGCAUGAUGAGGGAGAGGGGGGUUAAGAAGAUUCCCGGCCAUAGCUUGAUAGAGGUAGAGAGCGAGUUUCAUGAAUUUUUGGCCAGUGACGAAUCCCACCCGCAAUCUGAAGACAUUUAUAAAGCAUUGGAUGGAAUAUAUUUGCAGUCCAAACAGGAGGAAAGUGUAACAAAGACAUCUGAAUUGAUAAAUCUGUUUACGUUUUAUGAUGAUUCCACAAGAUUAUGUAUGAACUAACAAUCAAAACGAUUUAAAACAUGAAUAGCUUGCUUUGUUACAGAAUAUUUCAUUAAAAUAAGGCGUAGAAUUCACAGCAAAA